GCCAGGAGCAUCUGAGGAGGUGAAGAGGAAGCUUCCAGGUCUCUUCCCUUCACCCUAGAAAUCCAGAUAUCCCCCCAUCCCCACCUCCAUCCCCAGAGAACUUUGAGAUACUGUCCUCGCUGUUCGCUGGCCUGGCGGAUCAUGGCUCCCUUUGGAAGAAACUUGCUAAAGACUCGGCAUAAAAACAGAUCUCCAACUAAAGACAUGGAUUCAGAAGAGAAGGAAAUUGUGGUUUGGGUUUGCCAAGAAGAGAAGAUUGUCUGUGGGCUAACCAAACGCACCACCUCUGCUGACAUCAUCCAGGCUUUGCUUGAGGAACACGAGACUACAUUUGGAGAGAAACGAUUUCUUCUGGGGAAGCCCAGUGAUUACUGCAUCAUAGAGAAGUGGAGAGGCUCUGAACGGGUUCUUCCCCCACUAACAAGAAUCCUGAAGCUUUGGAAAGCAUGGGGAGAUGAGCAGCCUAAUAUGCAGUUUGUUUUGGUUAAAGCAGAUGCUUUUCUUCCAGUUCCCUUGUGGAGGACAGCUGAAGCCAAAUUAAUGCAAAACACAGAAAAACUGUGGGAGCUCAGCCCAGCAAAUUACAUGAAGACGUUACCACCAGAUAAGCAAAAGAGAAUAGUCAGGAAAACUUUCCGGAAACUGGCUAAAAUUAAGCAGGACACAGUUUCCCAAGAUCGAGAUAGUAUGGAGACAUUAGUUCAUCUGAUUAUUUCCCAGGAUCAUACUAUUCAUCAACAAGUCAAGAGAAUGAAAGAGCUGGACCUGGAAAUUGAAAAGUGUGAAGCUAAAUUCCACCUCAACUGGGUAGAAAAUGAUGGAGAAAAUUAUGUCCAGGAUGCAUAUUUGAUGCCAAGUUUCAGUGAAGUUGAGCAAAACCUAGGUUUGGAGUAUGAUGAAAACCAGAUUCCGGAGGACCUGAGAGAAAGUGAUGGAGUUGUACAGCUGGAAGAACGACUAACAUAUUAUAGAAAGCUCAUUGAUAAGCUCUCUGCCGAAAUAGAAAAAGAGGUAAGAAGUAUUUGCACAGAGAUAAAUGCAGAUGCUGUGGAAGGGGCAGCUUCAAGUGAACUUGAAGGCUCUAAUUUAGAAAGUGUUAAGUGUGAUUUGGAGAAAAGCAUGAAAGCUGGUUUGAAAAUCCACUCUUACUUGAGUGGCAUCCAGAAAGAGAUUAAAUACAGUGACUCAUUGUUUCAGAUGAAAGCUAAAGAGUAUGAGCUCCUGGCCAAGGAGUUCAGUUCCCUUCAUACUAGCAACAAAGAUGAAUGCCAGCUAAAGGAAAACAGAGGAAAGGAAUCUGAGGUCCCUACCAGCAGUGGGGAGGUUCCUCCUUUUACUCAAAGAGUAUUUAACAUGUAUUCAAAUGACACAGACUCGGACACUGGUAUCAGCUCUAACCACAGUCAGGACUCGGAAACAACUGUAGGAGACACGGUGCUGUUGCCAACAUAAUUUGAAUGGCUUCUUUCUGACCUACUUUAAUGUUGUUCGUGUUUGUUUAAUUUAGUAGGAAACUUUAAAUAUUCCAUUCUGCAAAAAAAAUAAAUAAAUCAUGUUAAAGUGUUCGGUAGUUAAUAAAAACUAGAGAACUUUGUAAGUUUGUUUUUGAUUUAAGAGUUCCAAUGUGACCUAAUUAUUGCAAGUUCAAACAAUGAACUCUUUAUUAAGAAUGCAGCACAAACAGCUUGCAGGUAUAUAACAGAGAAAUAAUUUGAUGGGAAUUAUCAUCUCAUAGCUUCUGUGAGAAAUGAUUUAUUCAAACUGCAAACUAAUUCUUGAUAUUAGUCAAUAUAUUGAAACUAUACACAUGAACAAGUAAAAUUAAAAUGUACUGUUAUAUAUUUUUCAACAAUGUAUCACUGGAAUUUUAUAAUCUGUAAAGUACAUGACGGCUACUAUAUUGUAACUGUAUUAAUUCAAAUCCUGAUUCUUUUCAUUGAUAUUUAGAAUGUAUAUCAUCUCUGUUACUUCCUGAACCCCUCUACCUGUUAGGCCUAGGUGACAGGAAGUGGGAAUGGUUGCUAUUGGGACAUGUACAAAUACCAGAGGUGGAUCAGAGAGGAGUAUGUAGAUGAGGAAGGCCAAGUGCUGCAGACAACAGGAACUUUUCUAAAGAAUCCUAAAAUUAUUAAGGGAUAUGUAUGUGCUUUCUCUCUCUGAUAUGCAAAACUUUGGUCAGACCAAUGGUCUGUGCAGUUUCAUUCCUUGAAUGAGAUAUGGCGUGGGUUACAGAGAAAAUCACAGGGUCCUAGUUCUGUUAGAUUAUACCUUAUCUACAAAAGUUGAAGGGAUGCAACUUGGGGUCCUUCGUGUGGGUAAAAUAGAGUUCUAUGUGCCAUAUGUAUUAAUAUUAGCAUUUUGUCUCUGAACAUAUAGAUAGGACCUAAUAUGGACAAAAAUCUUUUAUUCUGCUAUACUAUAAUUCAGAUUGUCUUUGUAGUACUUCAUCUAAGGUGCAAACUGAAAAAAAAAAGUGCUAGCUCUACUCUCUACCCCACUCUCAAGCGCGAUAGUAAAUAUUCAACAAAUUGAAUAGAUUAUUUAGAUCCUAUCUUGACUGACAAUCAUUACAGUGCCAGAAGAGGCUUGGUUUUGCUUCAUUUUUAGUUAGGAAGUUCCUUUCUCCUUCUCUCUCUUCUCUCCUUCUUCUUUCCCUUCUUUAUUUCUUGCUACUGAACAUAUAUUAUAUUGAAAACAGUUUAAUUGUUUUAUUGUACUGUUAAAUGAAUACAGCUGCAGUUUAUUUUUUCUUUAGCUAACACCUUUCCCAUAUGUCAGUGCACAUGUAAGUAGAAAUAUUAUUUUACUUAGUUUUAAUAUGUGGAUAUUGGUUAAGAUUCCCAGUAUUUCUCAUUUCUUCCCUUUUAUCCUUAUGUUUACUGUAGUGUAUGUUUUAACUCAAUUUCCUAAUCUAUUUUAAAAUUUCUCCAUCCCCCAGAUUUCACCAAUCUUUGGGAAGAAAUUUAGAACUUUCUUAAUAUUUCACUUUUGGAGAACAUCUAAUGUUAUUAUUUUUCAUGCCAAGAUAUUGCUGAAGGCCUUAUUUGAAGUUGUAUGGUAAGAAAAGUAGGAAUUUCCAUUCUAGGGAAACUAAGGUGAUAAACAGUAAGUAAUAACACUAACAUGGGUUUAAUUUAGAAGAAAUAAGAAGGGAAUUGAAUAGUCAUCUGAGAAAGGGAAGUUUAUUUGCCUAAUAUCCCAUUAAAUCAUUCAGCACUAUGGUAAGCUAUUGAGAUAUUUAUUGUUCACUACUGGGGAUUAAACUCAGAAGAUCAUCAUCAAAGAUAAACCAAUUGUAAUGUUGUUUUUCUAAAGUGAAAGUAAUCUCUUUGUAUUACUCUUUAGUGAGAAAAUAAUGUAAAGAACUCUGUUAUCUGCUAUAUAAUUUGAUUAAUUAUCUGAAUUCAAAAGAGGUUCUGAUAAGAAACAGGACUAGACAGAUAAUUUCAUUUUAGAAACUGCAUUAAUGUCUGUCUUUAUACAGUUAAGCACAGUGAUGCAUUCUAAGGGCCAAUUCUCCUAUAUUUUUAGAGUAGAUAACGUUAAAAACUCUUGUCAGACAGCAAGACCAUCAAGUUUUAAAUUCACAUUAGAAUUUCUAUUUGUUCUUUAGUUAUAUACAAAUGUAUUUGUGCUUUUGAUUCAUUACAAUAUUAAAUCAUCAGUUACCAUGGUGAAUCUCUAAUUUAGAGUAAUAUAUUAAUACAAAUAAAAAUACUAAAAUACGAUGCACUCAUCUCCGGAUACUGAGCUAUUCUUUAUCAAAUUAAGUGAGAAUUUAUAUGAUAAAUUUAUAACUUGAUAGAAACCUUAAUGUUUUAAUUAUUUAUAGAGGCUUUAAAAUAAAAUGUUUAUAAAUUCUUGAGUAACCUGACAGGUUAACUAUGAAAUUGCUAUAUGCAGCUAGAAGUAGCAAACCAAAGCUGACUAAUCUUUCCUAUAACAAGACAGAUUUUCAUUGACUGCACCUUGUUCAUCCUGCCACUUGGAAUGUCUCUUUCCUCCAUCUGCUAUACACUGAAAUCCCACCCAUUUCAGGUUUUUAACAUGUUAUCUCUUGUAUAAAACAUAUAUUGUUCCAUUCAACCUGUUGUAAUAUCUUAUCUCUGAACCCACAAAUAUUUUAGUGUAUUUUUCAUAGAGGAACAUUUAUAUUCUAGCUUAGCUUAUGUUUAUUUAUGUACUUAUCUAACUUCCCUCUCACAAUGUAUUUUUGAUUGUAUUACUUUGUCUUCUAUCUUGUUGACCUUAUUCCCUACAACAACCUCUUUGCCCCUACUCAGUUUUGGAAUUGAAUUGCUAAAUUUUAGAAGAUUGUAAACUUUAAAAAAAAUUAUUUCCAUACAUGGUAAAUGAUGCUUGUGCAUUUUAUACAGAAAUAUGCAUUUUAGCAGACUUAAAAUAUUAACAGUAAUUCUACUUAUAUAUUCUUUGGGGAAAGCACUAAAUCUUAGGGUUAUUAUGAAAAGAUUUUAAUGUAGUGUCAAUUUUCUAUUUUACUUUUAAUUUACAGAGUUACUGAUUUAAAACAAUGGAAAUAUUGUCUUUUUUUAAAGCCUCUCAGUGGUUAAAUUAUGGUAUUUUCCUCUGCAUCCCUUGCAUGUAAGAAAAAUUAUAUUUCAUAGAACUAGAUUUUAAGUGGUAGACACACAAAA
This is a messenger RNA of Balaenoptera musculus (blue whale), 4655 nucleotides long. RefSeq names its product Ras association domain family member 9 (gene RASSF9). The record is from RefSeq and is a predicted model, not a curated record. NCBI's taxonomy places the organism in Eukaryota, Metazoa, Chordata, Mammalia, Artiodactyla, Balaenopteridae. The transcript is spliced from 2 exons. Gene Ontology annotation, biological process: signal transduction. The coding region runs from base 142 to 1452 and encodes 436 amino acids.